Messenger RNA from Ectocarpus sp. CCAP 1310/34, 3346 nucleotides. NCBI's taxonomy places the organism in Eukaryota, Phaeophyceae, Ectocarpales, Ectocarpaceae. The record is from the annotation of a GenBank genome assembly.
AUGCGUAGGCAGUGCGAGGACCUAGAGGCGGACGAGGCAGAGCUGAACGCUAAGAUCAAGAAGAAGAGGAACGAGUUAGAAAGGGGAGAAAAACGCCUCAAGUCUUUGCAGCACAACACCCUCCCUUGGUCGAAAAAGGCGCACCGUCCGGCGUUCGCCGACGAGCUGGACAAGCUUGAGGGCGAGCUGCGUCGGUACUACGAGGUGUACGUGGACCGCUUCCGCAACCUGGACUUCUUGGAGCACAACCUAGAUCGCUUCCACGAGUCGGAGAUGGAGGAGCUGGAGGAGUACGAGAGGAAGCGGAAUCGAAACGCGGAGAGGGUGCGGCGGGAGCAGCUCAAGCAGGCACAAGCGGCAGUCGCGGCGGCAGCCAGGGAGGCACCGGCGGCGGCAGCAGCUCGCGCAGCUCGCGUGGCGGCAUGGGCUCCGGCGGCGGCGGUGGCGGCGGCGGCCGGAGGGGGAAUACGGGAGGCGUUGGAGGAGGGAGGAGGGGAUCCAAGGGUCCUUCUGGCGGCGGCGGCAGCUCUAGUCGAGGGGNUUUUGCUUUGCUUAGAGAAUCGCAACCGCAGCGGUAGUGGCAGCGGCUCGGGCGGGUCGUCUUCUGGCAUGUCGGGGAGCGAUGACCUGAACCGGUCUGGGGGCGGCACGAGCAGCGACGACGACGAGGUGUCCCUGAACGACUCUGACGACACGGGUUCUUUGAUCGACGAGGACGACGAGAGCACCGAGGACCAGGCUUCCCGCUCCUACAGCGACAGCAAUGACGACAACUUUUGACAGAAGAGACGUCUCACACCGCUUUCGUAGCUUCUCGCGGAAGCUUGUCGCCGUGGCACGCUUUCGUUUGUUGGAUUGGCGGGACGCAUACAGCCCCCACGGCCUAGAAUUUUAUCGUUUUGUUUGCUGUUGGGUGUGUGCGUGAAUGCGAGCGAGGUCGCCGAGAUUUUGUACCUGGCUGCCGCUUUCCCGACAUACUUCGGUCUUCGCCAAUGUGACUUCGCGGUGCCAUUUGAUCGCGCAACGGCGACGCCCGAACAUUUACUACCCCACACCUCGCGUACCGUGGCAAGAAAAUAGCUGGAAGACGCGCGAAACUCGCGCCGGUUGAUGGUCUUGCCGCCUAGACCUAGAAGGGGGGGGGGGGGGGGGGGGGGGGGGGCACGGGAGGAGAAGUUUUGUGGUGAAUUUUUUCAACUUUUUUUUUGUUCGUUAUUUUUUGUUUUUUGGUCAACGCCACCGUCGUCGUCGCAGUAACCUAUCCGGGAAUCAUUUUGUUUCGUUUUGUUGGUUGAAUCGUUAGGACACGAACUUUGUCGAAAGUCGUUCACGGAGAUACUACCGCCUUGUCCUUGGGAUUUGGGAUUCUCGCUAUUUUGAUGCAACAAAACCUGUCGCGGUUUGCACUUUAUUUGUUCUUCGGACUUGGAAGAAUUACGUGCUUGUGUACUCUUCUGUCGUUGCACGUGGAAAGUUUGUUCCUUUUGGAGCUUGCGUUCUCGUGAUGGGGUCGGAUCGUGUGCAGCAAGCAGUCUGCCCUGAUGAUGAUGCCACGGAUGUGGUCGGGGAUGCUCCCAGUUUCUCCAUCUGAGCAUGCGUUUGCCGGCGGCGAGUUUUGUUCCGGGUAGAAAGAGGAGGCAAACAGUAAGGGUCCAUCCAGCAAAUGGGAGUGGAAGAGUUUUGUCCAACGAAGAGUGUCCAAAAUAUAUGUACAAUAGUGGACAUUCGCAUUGUUAGCUACAUCACAGCAGGGUGAAGGGGCGUGGGGGGGGCAGAAAGCUAUUAGUUGCAAACAACGCCAUUUUCAGCAGACAGAUCAUUAAUCGUUUCGCCCAAAAACUGUACAGUUUGGUCGGGACUUUCGAUUUUUUAGUCAGCGGAGGUGUGGGGGAUGCCUGAAUGCCAAAAUUGAUUGCUCAUUUGAAUAAAAUCGAAUGCGGGGCGGGUGUUUCCCAACCAGUAGUGCUAGAAGGGAGGAAAAGGAGUAAGGUUGGGGCUUCUGAUAAAUCGUUUUCUUUUGUAGCUGAAUUGCUAAACGCUACUGCUGCGUGCUGUGCAAAUACCCACGCGAGAGCAAAGGUCUUUCAUAUUUUGGCCCCGAGGACUGGGAGAGGUUGUCGAUACUAUUUUCGGGUGGGAGGAGUUUUUUUUUGUUUUGCUGAGUGAUGUUUGGUGCGUAGGUCAGGUUUAGGGGGUGUCAAUUGGAGGAAGGGUGUCAAGAGGGAAGGGAAGCUGCUGUAUCAUCAUCACGACUGUUCUCUUUUUUUUUUGUCACAGCCAGCCAAAGAACACUGGUUGGUUUGCGAUUGAUCGUCCGCCGGUUUUGGGCGUGAAAUUUGUCAAGAUGGAGUGGGGUUUCAGCUGGAGGGAGGGGGAGAGGUUGUGCGUUGGGGCAGGGGCGGGGGGGGAUAAAAGGUCAAGCUGCUAGCAGAAGAACGCGCUCUACAAGCGGUGGAACUAGUUGAUAUUUAUAGUUAGGCGAGGCAGGCAAGCACUAUUUAGUACUGUACAUGCGCUUUUGGCACCACAACGGGGUGGACACCAUAAUUAUUGACGUCUAGCGCAACAAUGUAGAAUAGCCUUGUUCGUGAUACACAGCCUUUGUGGCUUCGACGUGCCGAGGAUGUCAGUGGCGACGGGAACGAUUUUUAUUUUUUCACGCACCACCGAUUCGGGCGAGCGAGCAGAAAAGAUCAACACGUGUAGUCAGAUGGGGGGGGAGAGGGAGAGAAGGGUAGGGGACAGGGGAGGAUGGCAGCCUAGACUGGAAGCUGCUAUCAGGGGAGGGAGGGCAUUCCCGUCGCAACUACCGUGUCAGCAGGACCGACUAACUCGUGCAGCACCGAGUGUGCUCGUCGUGCGGUGCUCGAGAUCGGAUCUCGCGCCCAAGGUCUGUCGGUAUCAGCUACCACAAUAGAAGCGAAGGAAGAAGAGACCGGGGCGAUGCCACCCGAUAAGGGCGGUAUUUGUCGCGGCAGAACUGCACAUGAGGAUGAUGAUGACCCUCGCGGUUCUGCCGCACGUACGUGCAAGCAAGGUCGCACGAGACCUAUUUGGAGUGGAGAGCGAGGAGGGAGGGAAGCAGAAUUGUUAGGCUUGGUUGGAUUGGCGGUGUUCUUGGCUAUUUGUCCACCAUGUAGACCGAUUCUACUGAUUUCGCUUGGAUUGGGGGUGGUAAGUCUGGGCUGAUAAUCCAUGUAGACCGAUUUUCCUGCGUUCACCUGGAUUGGGUGGUCUGGGCUGUUGCCCACCAUGUAACCGACUUUCCUAAUUUCACUUGGAAAAUGACCGCAAGGGCCUAAGUUAUCUGUGGCAUAAACGACGAGCCUGCAGUGCCAACUAGCGG